This is a messenger RNA of Cololabis saira (Pacific saury), 2433 nucleotides long. It is a transcript of the gene hao1, whose product is annotated as hydroxyacid oxidase (glycolate oxidase) 1. Gene Ontology annotation, molecular function: FMN binding; oxidoreductase activity. The coding region runs from base 78 to 1199 and encodes 373 amino acids. The transcript is spliced from 8 exons. The record is from RefSeq and is a predicted model, not a curated record. Lineage: Eukaryota; Metazoa; Chordata; Actinopteri; Beloniformes; Belonidae.
GAGCUGCAGCAGGUUAAUGAUUGCGUGGACAGCUCUGCUGUCCAGCAGCCUGGUAGCUGGACGUGGAGUGGACAGCAAUGACGGGACGUCGCGUGUGUGUCGCCGACUUCGAGGACGAAGCCAGGAAAGUUCUUCCCAAAUCUGUGUACGACUACUACCGCUCCGGAGCUGAUGGCCAGAACACCCUGGCUGAUAACGUGGCUGCCUUUGACAGGUGGUAUGUUCUCCCUCGGGUGCUGAGGGACGUGUCCACGGUGGAUCUGUCCGUGAGCGUGCUGGGACACACACUCAGCAUGCCUGUGUGUGCUGCAGCCACAGCCAUGCAGAGGAUGGCUCACCCUGCAGGAGAGACCGCCACGGCCAGAGCAUGCAGAGCGGUGGGAACAGGGAUGAUGCUGAGCUCCUGGGCCACCUCCACCAUAGAGGAAGUGAUGUCUGCUAUGACGGCCUCCCCGGGAGACGGGGGCGUCCUGUGGCUGCAGCUUUACAUCUACAAAGACAGAGCGCUCACGCUGUCACUGGUGCACCGAGCAGAGAAGAUGGGAUAUCGGGCCAUUUUCGUUACCGUGGAUACACCGUAUUUGGGGAAAAGGUUGGCUGAUGUGCGCAACCGCUUUAAAAUGCCCCCACACCUGAGCAUGUCCAACUUCACCUCAGCCUCCUUGGCCUUUUCUGAGGACAACUAUGGGAAUGACAGCGGUUUGGCUGUUUAUGUUGCAAAUGCGAUCGACCCCGCCCUCAGCUGGGACGACAUCACAUGGCUUAAGAAGCACACGCACCUACCUGUCAUUGUGAAAGGAGUACUGAAUGGCGAAGACGCUGUGCAGGCUGUGGAACAUGGUGCGUCUGGCAUCCUGGUAUCCAAUCAUGGCGCUCGACAGCUCGAUGGCGUUCCUGCGACGCUGGAAGUGUUGGAGGAAGUGGUGGAGGCCGUGCGGGGUCGCUGUGACGUCUACAUGGAUGGAGGAGUGAGGCGUGGCACUGAUGUCCUGAAGGCCUUGGCUCUGGGAGCCAAAGCUGUGUUCGUUGGCCGACCAGUGCUUUGGGGCCUCGCGUGUCAGGGAGAGGAAGGCGUUACUGAAGUCCUGGAGCUGCUGAAAGAGGAGCUGCGACUGGCUCUGGCCCUGUCAGGCUGCCGCUCCGUGUCAGAGGUGACCCGGUCCCUGGUCCGGAGGGUGGACUUCACCUCCAGGAUGUGACGGAAGAAUCUGCGACAGGAACACAGAGCAACACAUACUUGAUGGGUCAAAGAACUUGUUUUCAAAUCUCAGAGAAGAAUUGUUUGUUAAAAAAGUAAUCGACAGAAUUCGGUGAAAACUACAACUCAUAGCUGUUUUUUCUUCACCAGCAAGCACAAGGGGGUUGUGGGUAACAGAUAAUCAAUGUUACGUAGAUGUGUGGUCAUUAUGCACCAUGACUGGGACUUAGUAAAUUAAGUAUUGAUUAGGAAUAAUAAUUAUUAUUUCAUAUGAACAUUAAAAACCAGCCGUUUUAACAUCCCACAACAUGGUCAGAUUUUUGGACAAAUGAUGAUUUAAACGGCGGAACUUCAGCCCAUCUCUUGGCCAGAAUCCCUUUCAGGUGAGCGUGAGUUUGAACACUUCUCAAAAUCACUUGUUGUCCUCAGAGGUGGACAGAGUACUCGACCCCAGUACUUGAGUAAGAGUACAAAUACUACUGGUCAAAAUUUACUCCGUUACAAGUAAAAGUAGCUCAGUCAAAAUAUUACUCGAGUAAGAAUAGAAAAGUACUUGCUUUUAAAGGUACUUAAGUAUCCAAAAGUAAAUGCUUUUAAAUUUACUUUAAAGGAGCUGUAUGUAAGAGCAAUAAUAAAACGAAUCAUAAAAUGACCCUGAUAUGUCAACAGACAUUUAAAAAUCAUGUUCAUUUCAAAUACUUAUGUCACCGACAACAGCACUCAAGCCAGGAUAUUCCAGUUUAAAAAGAGGAGUUGCAGCCCUCAACUGAUGUUUAUGUUGUCAUUUUUUGUUUUGGCCUGAAGCUCCACCCUCCACCUAUCUCCCAAUCACCAAGUCAGUAUUGUUUCUGAAGCUCCACCCUCCACCUAUCUCCCAAUCACCAAGUCAGUAUUGUUUCUGAAGCUCCACCCUCCACCUAUCUCCCAAUCACCAAGUCAGUAUUGUUUCUGAAGCUCCACCCUCCACCUAUCUCCCAAUCACCAAGUCAGUAUUGUUUCUGAAGCUCCACCCUCCACCUAUCUCCCAAUCACCAAGUCAGUAUUGUUUCGGCAUCCGGGUUGCCAGCUGGGCUCUAAUUAUCGCAGCCAUGGCAGCCUACGUUCCUGCUGCAUUCUGCAGCCUACCUGGCAACCUCUGGUCGGGGGGAGGAGGGGGAGGGUACACGCCGCUCAACAAUAUUUUGAAAGUGACUGCAGUACCAGUUUUGGCCAUUUCUUACAGACGGCUCCUUUAA